Molecule: messenger RNA, 3713 nt
Organism: Malurus melanocephalus (red-backed fairy wren)
Lineage: Eukaryota; Metazoa; Chordata; Aves; Passeriformes; Maluridae
Gene: PDE4B
Product: phosphodiesterase 4B
Exons: 10
Coding region: 581-2056 (491 amino acids)
Biological process (GO): signal transduction
Cellular component (GO): nucleus; perinuclear region of cytoplasm; cytosol
Molecular function (GO): 3',5'-cyclic-AMP phosphodiesterase activity; transmembrane transporter binding
Source: RefSeq, a predicted model, not a curated record
CGGAGCAAGGCCGCACCUCGCUUUCAGGAGAGGGCGGCUAAAUAAACAUCUGGCCAUGAAUGUAAACGGCCGGGGCCGCGCUGGAGGUCGCGGCCGGGUGCCAGCGGUGGAUGUGCCGCUCUGCACAAGAUCCCGCUCGUCCCCUCCUUCGUGCCAGCCUGGCAGCCCCCAACCCUGUCCCAUUCCUACGUGAUGUUUCCCUUAAGUGGUGCCGAGCUGUUUAGUCUUCCCCUGGCUUUGCGCUGGAACUUCCUUUGUUUAAUCGCCGCACAAAGAGAGGUUUGUUCGCUGCGGCAGCCGGCGGAACAAAGAGACUUCCACGUCUCCUGUUUUUCCAAGGCGGGAUGAAUCACUGAGCUCCGCACGCCGGUAUUCCCCUCGCCCGGGGAUUUGCGUUGGGGAAGCGGCGAUUGGAGCGGAUUCCAGGGGCCGGGAGAGGAGCGGAGCAGCCGCUGGCAGCGCUCCCCGCAGCGCUGCUCCCUGCGGAGCCCCGCGCUCAUCGGGGCCGCUUUGACGUCGCUCUUUAACCAUUUCGGGGCCGCGCAGCCGCCGCUGCCGGCCAGGACACCGCGCCAUCGGCAUGCUCCAGGAGUUCAAGAGGAUGCUGAACCGGGAGCUGACCCACCUGUCCGAGAUGAGCCGCUCCGGCAAUCAGGUGUCCGAAUACAUUUCCAACACUUUCCUGGACAAGCAGAACGAUGUGGAGAUCCCCUCUCCCACCCAGAAGGACAGGGAGAAGAARAAAAAGCAGCAGCUCAUGACACAGAUCAGCGGAGUGAAGAAAUUAAUGCACAGCUCSAGCUUGAACAACACCAGCAUCUCACGAUUCGGGGUGAAAACGGAGAAGGAAGAUCAUCUGGCCAAGGAGCUGGAAGACCUGAACAAGUGGGGCCUCAACAUCUUCAACGUGGCCAGGUACUCGCACAACCGSCCGCUGACCUGCAUCAUGUACGCCAUAUUCCAGGAGCGGGACCUGCUGAAGACGUUCAAGAUCUCGUCGGACACGUUUGUGACGUACAUGAUGACCCUGGAGGAUCACUACCACUCGGACGUGGCUUACCACAACAGCCUGCACGCCGCCGACGUGGCCCAGUCCACCCACGUGCUGCUCUCCACGCCAGCCCUGGAUGCUGUCUUCACRGAUCUGGAAAUCCUCGCUGCCAUCUUCGCGGCCGCAAUCCACGAUGUGGAUCACCCCGGGGUCUCCAACCAAUUCCUGAUCAACACAAAUUCUGAGCUGGCCCUGAUGUACAACGAUGAAUCCGUGCUGGAGAACCAUCACCUCGCUGUGGGCUUCAAGCUGCUCCAGGAGGAGCACUGCGACAUCUUCCAGAACCUGACCAAGAAACAGCGCCAGACCCUCCGCAAGAUGGUGAUAGACAUGGUGUUGGCCACCGAUAUGUCCAAGCACAUGAGUCUGCUGGCUGAUCUGAAGACCAUGGUGGAAACCAAGAAGGUGACAAGCUCAGGAGUUCUCCUUCUGGACAACUACACAGACAGAAUACAGGUUCUCCGGAAUAUGGUACAUUGCGCAGACUUGAGUAAUCCCACAAAAUCUCUGGAGCUCUACCGGCAGUGGACGGACAGGAUCAUGGAGGAGUUCUUCCAGCAGGGGGACAAAGAACGGGAGAGAGGCAUGGAGAUCAGCCCCAUGUGUGACAAGCACACAGCCUCGGUGGAGAAAUCCCAGGUGGGGUUCAUCGAUUACAUCGUCCACCCGCUCUGGGAGACGUGGGCUGACCUGGUGCAGCCCGACGCCCAGGACAUCCUGGACACUCUGGAGGACAACAGGAACUGGUACCAGAGCAUGAUACCUCAGAGCCCRUCCCCUCCGCUGGAGGAGCGGGGCCAGGACUGCCAGGGCAUGAUGGAGAAGUUCCAGUUUGAACUGAYGCUGGAGGAGGAGGACUCGGACGGGCCGGAGAAGGACGGCGAGAGCCUCGGCUACUUCAGCAAUCCCGAGGCGCUGUGCGUGGCCCACCCGGGGGAGGAGGAGCCCCAGGGGGAGGCCACCAUCGAGAUUGUGACAGAGGACACCUCUCCCGUGGACACAUAAUGGCCCAGCCCCGCGGCAGUGGCUUUCACACACUUCAGGAGCUUGCAAGCGGUCUCGGACAGCCUGCAGCCGGUCUGAGCCCCUGGCACGGGGGCGGCAGAUCCUCCCAGCUACUUGAGAUUGGAGCCGGGCUUCCGGUGGGGUAGGGAACGAGUGAAUGAUUGCUCAGGAAACGCACGGGUGAUUGGCGCUGCGGUUUGGGCCUCGCCGGCCGAGAGCGUGGCGCUGCCCUUGGCUCGGCGCCGAGGCGGCGGGGACGCACCACCGAGAGAUUUUGUACCGCUGCUUGUGGGAUUGUACCGGUUAGACCGAUAGAAACUACUGAUCAAUAACCCAUAUCCGACCUGUCCACCCGACCACCUGUCUGCAGACCUGUGUGCCUUCUUUGUAAACACUUUCAUGUCUUUGCGAGAGUCUCUGGAUUCGACACGCGGGGUGUGGUAGUUCAGAAGCRACACCGAGUGUUUCAGGGUUGACGGCUACUUUUUGGAUUCUUCCUGUUACCAGAAGCAGUCUUCCUUUCUUUUCAUGGGCAAUACCUGUCACUUUAUUGCAGUUCCUCACUUUGACAGACUGAACAGAAGGGGAAACCCUCUGCUUUGCAUUGCUGCACCUUCAGUGUGUUCCUAUUUCCCCCGGCGAGCCGCUGCAAGUCCCUCGGUGCCGUUCCCUCGCUAGGAGCGGCAGGGUUUGUUCCUCGCCGGGGUUCGGGUUUGUGGGGAGCAGGACAGAGGGCAGUUCAUUUUUCCCUGGCACAGCUCAGUCCAUCCCUGAGUAAGCGUGGCAAGGCAGCGUGUGAACGCCUUCCCCCUCGGCAGCUCCUCGGAAUUUGCACGCUCGGAUAUUUGUGUUUCUCUGGCCUCUCGUCCACGUUCCCUUGUUUAGGUCCACCGUCCUCCUCCUCCUCCUCCUGCACUGCCUCGAGCUCUACCACCUCCAUUACUGUUUAUAACAGUGUAUUUAUUACCUACUGUACAUACUGUAAUGUUUUGUAAGUUAUUAAUUUAUAUGAAUUAGCAUCGCCUGUCGGCGGCGAUGUUAAUGGGGUAGAAAACUCGGAAUAAGAGUUGCCUUUUUUUCUCGUAACCUUUUGUAUCGCAUAAAGUCCAAGAACCUGAACGUAGCUGAAGAGACAGACACAACCCAGGAAGGGCAUUUGGGUGGCGGCCGCCCACGGGGAGGGGACACCACAUCCCAGGGCAGCGAUUUGGGAAUUUGCAGAGAGGGGGAACCGAGCACAGAGCUCCCCGCGCCCGGGACGGCUUUUCAAUGUCACCGUGUUCCAAUUUCCGAACAACCCAAUGUGAAUUUCUAUGGCAAAAAAAAACAAACAAAAAAAAAAUGUGAACUGAUGUAAUAAUUGUGCUGUGAAACUUCCUCCGACAAAGCUUGUCCGGCAUCGUGAGCGGCGUCGAUCUCGGUUUGUAAAAUACGUUUCAAGCUUUUUGGUCCAACUCGUGACUGAUUAGUUCAUGACAAUAGCACAGUUGUGCAUGAUCCAUGGGUUCGUUUGUCUGUUGAACACUGCGUUGUUCCAGGUGGGUAUUUUAUUGUUCCCCAAGGUUUCACACGAUGUAUGUUAUAGUAUUCUAUAUUGUGUUCAGAUGCAUUCUUAAGAGAUUUUUAUAUGAAGUGAAUAAAUGAAAGCAUGACCCAG